This is a messenger RNA of Lampris incognitus (smalleye Pacific opah), 1974 nucleotides long. RefSeq names its product glypican-1-like. Gene Ontology annotation, biological process: regulation of protein localization to membrane; cell migration; negative regulation of fibroblast growth factor receptor signaling pathway. The record is from RefSeq and is a predicted model, not a curated record. NCBI's taxonomy places the organism in Eukaryota, Metazoa, Chordata, Actinopteri, Lampriformes, Lampridae. Bases 1 to 1635 code for a protein of 544 amino acids. The transcript has 10 exons. Gene Ontology annotation, cellular component: cell surface; plasma membrane; synapse. Gene Ontology annotation, molecular function: fibroblast growth factor binding.
AUGUACCUGCUGGCGGUUCUGCACCUUUUCUUGUGUUUUUCUGCGGUCCCGGUGAACGGGGCGGACAACGGGAGCAGCAAAGCCCGGAGCUGCACCGAGCUGCGGCAGUUCUACACGGGGAAGGGGUUCACGCUGACCGGGGUACCCCAGACGGAAAUAUCCGGUGAACAUUUGAGGAUGUGUCCCCAGGGUCCUACCUGCUGUACCAGCACUAUGGAGGAGAACCUGGCGAGCCUCAGCGUCAAAGACACGGAGGGUCUGAUCAGAGAGGCUGGGAGGUCGCUGCAGGCCGCGCUCACCGCGCUGCACAGAAGCUUCGACACCUACUUUACAGACCUCCACGGUCGUUCCGAGCGUUCCCUCCAGGAGGCGCUCUCUCCCCUCGGUCCCCUGUACUCGCAGAACACCCGUCUCUACACUGAGCUGUACGGCGACCUGCGGCGCUACUACCGCGGCUCCGCCCUCUGCCUGGAUGAGACUAUAACGGAGUUCUGGUCCCGCCUCUUCGAGCGGGUGUUCAAAAGCUCCGCCCAGGUGAGUCUGUCGGAGGACUACCUGGAGUGCGUGGCCAAGCAGCAGGAGACGCUGCGGCCGUUUGGCGACGUGCCGAAGGACAUGAAGGCGAAGGUGACCAGGGCUUUUGUUACGGCCAGGUCCUUCAUCCAGGGGGCGACAGUCAGCGGAGAGGUCGUCAAGAAAGUCUCUCAGGUUCCUUUGAGCCAAGAGUGUAUGAGGGCCCUGAUGAAGCUGGUGUACUGCCCUCACUGUCGGGGCAUGGCGUCGGUCAAGCCCUGCUCCAGCUACUGCGCCAACGUCAUGAAGGGCUGCCUGGCUAACCAAGCCGACCUGGAUACAGAGUGGCAUAAUCUCAUAGAGACCAUGCUGAAAGUGGCUUACAGUUUUAGCACCGAGCCCAGUCUCGAUGUGGUUCUGUCCUCUAUCCCGCUCCGUAUCCUCGAAGCUGUAAAAUACAUGCAAGACAACAUGGAGUCUUUCACUGUGAAGGUGCACCAGACGUGUGGGAGUCCGGGCGAGGCCGAGACAGGAAGUCCCGCCCCCCAAGACCAGAGCAGGCAAAGCAACGCCCUGACUGCCGCCACAGAGUACAAACCCUCCCCCACCGCCGGUGUCAGACUGGAGAUGCAGGUGUCAGACCUCUCCAGUAAGUUGAGAGAGAUGCAGCAGUACUGGGUCCAGCUCCCUGCGGCACUCUGCAGUAAACUGGCAGCGGGGAGCUCCAGUCAGGACAAAUGCUGGAAUGGGAUUACAAAGGCCAGGUACCUUCCAGAGGUAAUGGGCGAUGGCUUGGCCAAUCAGAUCAACAACCCGGAGGUGGAGCUCGACAUCACCAAGCCAGACAUGACUAUUCGACAGCAGAUCAUGCUGCUCAAGAUCAUGAGCAACAGGCUGAAAAACGCGCUGGAUGGUAACGACGUGGACUUUCAGGACGCAAGUGAUGAUAUCAGCGGAUCAGGAAGCGGGACGUGUGUCGGCGGGCAGUGCUCUCGAAGCAGACCGGGGUGGUACGUCUACCCGCCAGACAACAACCGAGUCAGAGGCACCUCUGCCCCGCGCACCGGCCCCAGCUCUCUCCUGCUCAUCCUGCCGUGGCUUACCGCGCUGCGCCGGCGAUGAUGGACAGCUGUGGCCUCCAAUCAGACUGCGGAGUUCUGGUGCAGCGCUGAACCACGGUGAAGGACAAAGGGGACUGUGGAGGGAAUGAGAGUAAAGUUGCCAAAAAAAAAAAAACAACAAAAAAAAUCAUAAAAAAUAUUAAAGGACAUUGGGGGGUGUAAUGCAUUGACUAUAUUGUAUUUUGACCAGGACAGGCAAAAACGAACACGUUUUCUUCUUCUUUUGGGUAUGCUUGGAUUUAAUGUGUCGCUGUUUGGAUGUGGUUUUGGUGAUUUGAGCUGGUCCUUGACUUCCAACGAAUCCUUUUUUCCACCUUGGAGAAGAACAAAAGAGGGAGAA